This is a messenger RNA of Penaeus vannamei (Pacific white shrimp), 1262 nucleotides long. NCBI's taxonomy places the organism in Eukaryota, Metazoa, Arthropoda, Malacostraca, Decapoda, Penaeidae. The record is from RefSeq and is a predicted model, not a curated record.
GACAGGAAGAGCCAGGCAGACAGGCAGGCAAGCAGACCGCCAGGAUGGGAUGGCAGACUGUGACCGCCAUCGCGUUGGCUCUCAUGGUGUCUGGCGCCACAUGUCAGACCCGAGGAAGUAGCUGCACUACGUCUCAGGGGCUGACUGGGACUUGUGGACCUAUCAGAGACUGUCCUGCGCUGAGUAGCCUUCUGCAGGCUAUCAAGCAAGGGACGGCGCCUUCAGGAUCGCUGAACAUAUUGAGGAAUGCCAUCUGCUCGUUUCUGAACAGCGAGCCGCUCGUGUGUUGUCCCUCCCAGAGCUUACCCGUUACUGCUGUAAAUACUCCGCCCACGAGACCUCCUCCAGUCGUUCAGACCCCGCCCCCCAGCCGCGCCAACGUGCAGUGUGGGAGCCGUGGCAUCGCCGACAAGAUCAUAGAUGGCGAAGACGCUCCUCUCGGUGCCUGGCCCUGGAUGGUGGUUCUGCGUGGCUCAAUUAACGGCCGGCGCUCGUGGUUCUGCGGCGGGGUGCUGGUGUCCGAGCGGUACGUCCUCACCGCCGCCCACUGCUUCAAGGAGAGACUCGGCCUCGUACUGGAAAUUGCAAGGAUCGGCGAGCACACCCUCUCCAUCAACCCCGACUGCUCCAAAGGGCGCUGCGCUCCUCCCCCGCAGGACAUUCCCGUGGAGAGGAUCAUCAGGCACCCCCAGUACGGCUCCCCCUGCACGGAAUGCAACGACAUUGCCCUCCUGCGCCUCAGUCGCCCCGCUGUCCUGCACCCGCGCUUCGUGGCGCCCGUGUGUCUGCCGACCAACCCCGUCCAGGACAUGGGCUUCUCUGAGCAAGAAUUCCAGGGCAAAGCCGCCUGGGCCGCUGGCUGGGGCUCCACUGCAAGGGACUUCUCAGUAUCCCGCCGCCCGGACGUCCUCCAGCAGGUGCAACUCCCCAUUCAGGAGUUGAACUACUGCGACAGGCUCAGAGGGCUAUCCCAGACUCCCGGAUGACACUGUGCGCCGGGGGGGGGGAGGGACACCUGCCGGGGAGAUUCUGGCGGCCCCUGACCCUCGACAACCAGUUCGGGACCAGAAGUUUCAUCGUCGGGGUCACCAGCUUGGGCCCGAGGAGCUGCGGGUCGACCAACACCCAGGGCCUCUACACCAACGUCGCGUUCUACCUCCCCUGGAUCCUCAGGAACAUGCAGGAGUAGGUGGAGGAGGAGGAGGAGUAGGUGGAGGAGGAACAUGCAGGAGUAGGUGGAGGAGGAGGAGGGUAGGUGGAGG